UCCUGAAGGUCUGGCCAUGGAAUACGCAAGGACUACUUAGAAAAAUGAGUAUGAUAAAGGCCCUUGCUGGAAUAUGUUUCCUUCAUCUCACCACGAUCGUCCUGCUCUUCAUCGCCGUCAUAGAUGAUGCGUGGUGGUUCACCAACAGCCUAUACUCUGACAUAUGGGGCCGCUGGGUGAUGGAGCACGAUGACGAGGUGUGGGUCUACACAGACCUGCCCAGCUCCUACAGGAGAGACUACCUGGGUGCGGUGCAGGCCUUUGCGGUGCUGGCCUGCAUGUUCCUCUGCUUCUCCCUGUUCGCCUUCAUCUACCAGGUCUUCAUGCUGGAGAAAGGGGAGCGCUUCACAAUCACGGGGGUCCUCCAACUCGUCGCCUGUUUCUUCCUGAUGGUAGCCCUCUCGGUCUACACGGACCACUUCCACCAAGGGGAGACGGAUGGCUGGUACGGCUACUCCUACAUCCUCGCCUGGCUGGCCUGGCUGCUGGCUCUCUUCACCGGCGUGCUCUACAUCAUACUGAAGAAGAAGGUGGAGUAAGAGGAGGGGGGACACUCUUCCAUCUCUUUCUCUCUCUCCCUCUCCCUCUCUCUCUUCCUCUCUCGUUUCCAUCGGUGUGCUAUACAUCAUACCGAAGAAGAAAGUGGAAUAGAAGGAGGAGGCUCUUCCAUCUCUCUUUCUCUAUCUCUCUCUCUCCCUCUCUCUCGUCUUCACUGGCGUGCUACGUAUACAUCAUACUCAAGAAGAAGGUGGAAUACUCAGAGAUGGUGGUGCUGCUUCUAUCUCACUUUCUCUCUCUCUCUCUCUCCACACCCUCCAAUGGCUCUACAUCAGUCUCAAGAAGAUCGAGUAGAAUGAGAUGGCGCUGCUUCUCUCUC
This is a messenger RNA of Engraulis encrasicolus (European anchovy), 877 nucleotides long. RefSeq names its product epithelial membrane protein 1 (gene emp1a). Gene Ontology annotation, cellular component: plasma membrane. Lineage: Eukaryota; Metazoa; Chordata; Actinopteri; Clupeiformes; Engraulidae. The transcript has 5 exons. The coding region runs from base 45 to 539 and encodes 164 amino acids. The record is from RefSeq and is a predicted model, not a curated record.